AUGUCUUUCCUGUCUAUCUUGAACAAACUUGUCACCGUCUUGCUUUUAGCAGGUACCACAUUGAUGUUGCUUUUCAUUGUCUUCUCUGGAGCCAUCAAGGAGUACCCGUUCAAUCGCUUCUACUGGGUCGAAGCAGACACCUCGCUGAUUUCCACCGACCAUGGCCAGUUCUCCAGAUGGACUUUCUGGGGUAUUUGCUACCCAGACGAGUUGAGCUCCACCGAGUCCAACAACUGUCCAGGCUUGGGCCCUGACAUCCCUAUUUCUCCCUUCGACAACUUCGGUAACUCCACUGCCUUGCCACAGGACUUUGUCGACAGCAGAAACUCCUACUACUACCUUUCCAGAUUUUCCUUCCCGUUGUUGUUGGUUUCCUUGGUUUUCUCCGGUGUCUCCUUUGUCGGUUCCGUCAUGGCCCCAUGCUGGCUCGCAAUGAAAGAAGUCGUCACCUUCUUCGUCUUCAUUGCUUGUUUGUUCUGCAUGACCGGCUCAGCAUGUAUCACCGCCGUCUCGGUCAUGACCAGAAACCAAUUCAACCACGCAGGUAUGUCUUCCAAGAUCGGCGCCGACCUUCUAGGUAUGGUUUGGGCAUCCACAGCGUGCUUGUUGAUUUUGUUUAUGCUCACAUGUGUCUCGACCACUCACAAGCUAUACAAAAAGCACCAGGACCACGAAAGAAAGGCUCAACACUUACAGGCUUCACAAGAGCCAAUCCAAGUCUCUCUGCCUCCUUCUGGCCUCCCUGCACAGCCUGAAGAAUAUACCCAAGCUCCAGCACAUGAAAGCGCCGGCAUCAGAUUCUUCAAGAUCAGAAGAAACCAAGACAAAGUUGAAGAAGACUCCAUCGUAUAA
Pichia membranifaciens NRRL Y-2026 is the source of this 852-nucleotide messenger RNA. RefSeq lists its product as hypothetical. Lineage: Eukaryota; Fungi; Ascomycota; Pichiomycetes; Pichiales; Pichiaceae. Gene Ontology annotation, cellular component: plasma membrane; membrane raft; cell cortex. Gene Ontology annotation, biological process: cortical actin cytoskeleton organization; endocytosis; fungal-type cell wall organization. The record is from RefSeq and is a predicted model, not a curated record. The transcript has a single exon. Bases 1 to 852 code for a protein of 283 amino acids.